Messenger RNA from Letharia columbiana, 1068 nucleotides. RefSeq lists its product as uncharacterized. The transcript has a single exon. NCBI's taxonomy places the organism in Eukaryota, Fungi, Ascomycota, Lecanoromycetes, Lecanorales, Parmeliaceae. The record is from RefSeq and is a predicted model, not a curated record. Bases 1 to 1068 code for a protein of 355 amino acids.
AUGGUUUUGUAUGGUUUCGGGUCUAAUGGCUCGGGGCAACUGGGCAUUGGAAACACGGUCGAUCAAUCUACGCCUCAAAGAUGUUGGCUCAAUUCAGAGCUGCCAGGAUCACCAAUGACGAUCGCAGCAGGAGGAAACCAUACUUUGGUGCUAUAUGAUGAGGGGACCGUGUAUUCUGCGGGUUCAUCUCGGGACGCAAAGUUGCAUUCACGCUCGUCAAUGAGCUCAAUGCCCAUCUUCCAGACGACAUACGUAUCAGUCUUGGGCAACAAAGUGAAGUUAUGCUCAGCCUUGUGGGAUGGUUCAAUCUUCGUGAACUCGGAGAAUGAAGUGUAUACAGCCGCUUUAGGCUCAAAAGGUGAACAGGGUACAGGUGGGAUAUCAGGUUCCAUGGCACUGCAAAUCCUUCCAAACUUCCCUCCAGUCCAUCAGUGGUCAAAGAUAGUGGAUGUUGCUUGUGGCGUUGACCACGCAGUGGUUGUCUUGAAUGACGGUAUAGUCUAUGGCUGGGGAAAUGGCCGCAAAGGCCAACUGAGUUAUCCAGAGGAGAUUGUUUGCACACCACGAAGACUUGCAGGUGUGGGCUUUAAGGUUGUUCGCGCUGUCUGCGGAAGAGACUUCACUUACCUAGUGGGAGAGCAAUCAAGUGGGCAACAUACGGUUCUGGGCUCGAGCAAAUGGGAAAUCCAAUCUCAAGCACCGGCUUUGGUUCCUGAUUGGAAAGACAUAGGGGCCAGCUGGGGUAGUAUUUUCGUCUUGGAAGGAUCUGGGAAGAUCAGAUCUUGGGGCCGCAAUGACCACGGCCAGCUCGCCCCGCCUGGCCUACCGCAUAUCGAGAAGAUCGCCGUGGGGAGUGAGCAUGUGAUCGCGUUGACGAAGGAGGGGAAGGUCAUCAGCUGGGGUUGGGGUGAGCACGGCAAUUGCGGUUCCGGCACAGAUGAAAGUGGGGAUGUUAAGGGAAAGUGGAACGAGAUCCUAGACACUAAUUCGGAUCAUUCCAUGAGAGUGAUUGGGGUUGGAGCUGGGUGUGCCACAAGUUUUUUCUGGGCAGAAGAUCCCGAGUCUUGA